Apus apus (common swift) is the source of this 503-nucleotide messenger RNA. It is a transcript of the gene SLC48A1, whose product is annotated as solute carrier family 48 member 1. NCBI's taxonomy places the organism in Eukaryota, Metazoa, Chordata, Aves, Apodiformes, Apodidae. Gene Ontology annotation, cellular component: lysosomal membrane; plasma membrane. Gene Ontology annotation, biological process: heme transport. The transcript has 2 exons. Gene Ontology annotation, molecular function: heme binding; heme transmembrane transporter activity. The coding region runs from base 39 to 308 and encodes 89 amino acids. The record is from RefSeq and is a predicted model, not a curated record.
CAGGUGUCCUGGCCCUCUGGGCCCUGAUCACACACGUGAUGUAUGUGCAGGAUUACUGGAGGACCUGGUUGAAAGGGCUGAGGUUCUUCCUCUCCAUUGGGAUCCUCUUCUCAAUCCUCUCCGUGGUGGGAUUCUGCUCCUUCCUCGUUCUGGCCAUCACUGAACACCAGUCCCUGACUGACCCCAGGAGCUACUACCUGUCCUGUGUCUGGAGUUUCAUCUCCCUGAAGUGGGCUUUCCUGCUCAGCCUCUACUCCCACCGGUACCGCAACGAGUUUGCAGACAUCAGCAUCCUCAGUGACUUCUAACCCCUUGGACUUCCCUCCUCCCUGGAUGUUCUGGAUGUCUGAGCUGCCCCCCCCAAACCAAGGACAUGUUCCACCCAACAGAUGGACAAGAGAGAGAACCCACCCAGUGCUGCUUGGUUUGUCUGUCUGCAGUAGGGGUUGUUUUUUUUCCUGAUUGCUUUUAAUCAACAUGUCAAGUCUGGCUGGUGAUGCCCA